GACACAGAAGACAGAAUGUCACAGACGCACACGCACUGACGUAAAGGUUACAAGUUACAAGAAUUAUUUCAAGUAUGUUGACAGAGUUGAAUUUAGACAUUUUUAUUAUUUUUGUUCGUGUUAAACUGUGUUGAACAUUAUGUACUGUUAAACUCGUCUUUCUCUGUAAUAAGUUGGCAAUUGAGAUUUCAUUUUGGUAAACUCACAAAAAAUUGAAAUGGUUUUUUCUACAUUUUUAUCAGUUUUAUUUUAACGAGUGGCCUUCAGUAUUAAUUUGAAAUUGAAAUGGACAACAUCCCCGACAUCACAGCUAAACUUGGAAAACCAAAGCUUCUUCCAAAACCAUUACUUGAGGGAGACGUCUCGCGGCCCAAUGCCAGACGCCUCAAAUCACUACCGGGAAGGAUGCAGAUCCACCUGGGAGAAAAACCGCCCCUCCUACCAAAACCUCAGAUGCUGAAGAAACCAUCUCAAUUUCGUUCCUCUCAUUCAUCUCUCCGCAACUAUUCAACUUGCUCGGAUGUAGUUGUAAUUAGUAAAAAUGUAGACAAUUCUAUUAGUUCUUGUAGUUCUAUUAGUUCUUGUAGUGUGAAUGAUAAUAUGGUGUUCAGUUCGAAAAAUAAUCAGUCCAUCUCCCCAGACGUUCCUGUGGAUGAUUCAUCGACGUAUUGUGAACGCGUUAAAGUAGUUUUAAAUUCAGACCAUAAUCGUGAGGAAAUACUGCCCAGUGAAUGUGAAAAUUCAACCACACCUAGUCAUAGUUUUGUAAAUAAUAAUGAACUUGAUGGAUCAAAUCUAUCCAACUUUCAAUGCGAAGAUAUUGUUAAGAAUUUAGAUAUUGUGGUAGAUGUGAAUGUAAAUUUAGUUGAGACAAAAAGUGAUAUUGUUGAAAGAAGUGCUACUGAUGUGCAUGGAGAUAACCAAUUCUCUGAUUCAUCGUGUGGAUCAUUUACCGUUAUUUCAUCUGUCAAUGAUGAGCCAAUUGCAGAUAGCCAACCACCAAGUGAACCUCCCAUUCAAUCGUUUCUUCAUAGUUUCAGCUGCAUAAAGAAAACUCAAAAACCAAAGAGUGGUGAAGAAAUUGAUUCACUCAGUGACUCACAUUCCGAAAAUUCCAUUGCCAUUGAUAGGUCAUCGACUUCAAAAAUCGUCCACUCUUCAUCUCUUUCAAGACUAGAAACAUCCAAGAAAAGAGACAGUUGCGAUUUCAAUCAAAGUAGGGGAUCUUGGGGUGAAAAUGACAGCGAACUCGUAUGUAACGAUGGCGUGAGGAGAAAAUUUACGUCUUGGUUUGGCUCAUUUGGUAAAGGAAAUAAACAUAAGGACAAGCGAGCAAGUUCCUCAUUUUAUGAUGAUAGUGAAAACGACGUUACCAUAAACAAUAAUGAGUCAGAUUGCCCUGUUAUUGAAGUAAGUGUAAAACCAUCUGAUGAAAAAAUGGACCCUUCUGAAAAACUUGUUUCCAAAGACUUUGAUAAAGUUAAUGUAACUGUAGAUUCGAAUUCAGUUACAGCUGAUAGCUCGAGUUUAUUAACGAGUGAAAUGCUCGAUGUUGAAAACAAUAGAAGCUCAAUGUCCGAGGAAAGCUUUGAAAUAGGCAAUAAUCAGCUCAACUGUGAACAAAAUGAAUGUGUAGAGACGCAAUCUGUAUCAGAACGCAAACGUAGAAAGGAUUUCUUUGUUGCACGUGAACUUAUGACUUCUGAAAAAGUAUUCAUCGACGUUCUUAAUCUAUUGUGCUCUGACUUCAAAAACUUUAUUAAACAAUCUAACAGAAAUCUCAAAUGUUGUGUGAUACCUGAGGAAGAGUUCAAUAAAAUUUUUCAUUCUUUACCCCAACUUCUGGAACUGAGUGAAGAUCUGUUUCAAGAUUUAGAAAGUCGAAUGUUGAACUGGGACGUUCUGCCAAAAAUAUCAGAUAUAUUAGUUAAAAAAGGACCAUUUUUAAAACUUUGCUCGUUGUACAUACAAAAUUUUGAAGCACAAUGUAACUAUUUGGAUGAAUGCUGCCAGAAAUAUCCAAGGUUUGCGAAAGCGGUUGAAUCUUUUGAACAAUCGGAUAGAUGCAAGAAGCUUACCCUGAAACAUUACAUGCUGAAGCCAGUUCAGAGGAUACCUCAGUACCGGAUGCUGUUGGAUGAUUAUCUGUCUCAUCUUGAUGAAUCUUCGCCAGACUAUGUUGACACUCAAAGAGCCCUGCAAAUUGUGUCUGAUGUCGCUAACCACGCCAACAAAAGUAUUAAAAAUAUGGAGCAUUUAGGAAAGUUACUUCAGAUACAGGAACAACUUGGAAAUUAUGAACUUAUCAAACCGUCUAGAAGGUUCAUCAAGGAAGGAGAACUAUGCAAGUUAAGCAGAAAAGAAAACCAACUACGUCACUUUAUAUUGUUGAACGAUUGCCUCCUCUACACAACGUUCUAUGGAAAAAUGACUGGAUUUCGGGUGAAAUAUGAAUUACCUUUGAGCGGAAUGAAGGUGACCGUACCUCAGAGUGCUGAUUGUCGAACGGAAUUCAGUAUUAUUUCUAGCACAAGAAGUUUCACACUGAGAGCCAAGACCGCUGAAGAAUGCAAUGAUUGGGUGGUUACACUUCAAAAUGCUAUUAAAGAUAAUAUAUCCAGACAGUCUACAUUCAUUAAUUUGGAUUUCGCCCCUAAGAAUAUGAACGCAGAAUGCAUUAAAUUGGGAAAAGAAGCCCCAAUAUGGAUCCAGGACAAAAAAGUGACAAUGUGCCAGUCCUGUACAGCAGAAUUCACUGUGACAUUCCGUAGACAUCAUUGCAGAGCUUGUGGCAAGGUUGUAUGCAGUAACUGCUCUGAGAAUAAAGCUCCAUUACAGUACCUAAAAUUUCAAUCAGCAAGAGUUUGUGAUGAUUGCCAUACCUAUUUAUUUCAAGAAUUCAAUGACCCUCCAUGCAAUAUGCUUGACACGAUAAAGACUGUAUUCAAACUGGAAGAUGAUGAAGCUGUAACCAAUAAGACUGAAUACAUUCACUCAUUAUUCAAAAAGCAGCAAUCCACCAUGAAAAAAGCUAAGAAAUAUGUUCCACAGCGCUUGAAAGAGGUUACUGCCAAUGACAGUGGAUCUGAGAUGUCGGGUUCAAUGUAUAUGCAGGGCCUUGACCGGGGGCGUUCAUGGAAGAAGCGCUGGUUUGUCCUCAAGCAGCAAGUGCUGUAUAUUUAUAAAGCACAAGAGGAUGUUGCUGCUCUCAAAAGUGUACCAGUUCUCGGCUAUAAAGUGGAAACAGUCAAAGAGGGAUUUUAUGAUGACUCGGAGAUGAGGUUCAUGUUCCAGUUAACACACGUUAAUCAACAACCUCUUGUUUUUGCAGUCGAUAGUCAACAUACUGCUAGCAGAUGGAUAGCAGCCUUUGAAGAAGCAACGAUAUUGAAGUAGCACAAUAUUUUUAUAGCACAUCUAAGAAGGCCUCAGCUGUUUCUCUUCAUAGGUUGUACUGCCUUCUCUUUAUGGCUUAACUGAGAAUACCCGCAACUUGUCUAGAAAACCUGAAAGCUGUUCCAAUAGUCAAUGAAGAAACAAUGAGUCAAUCCACAAAGAAAACAAUUUAUUGUGGACAAUAUUAUCAUUUUGACAUAAUAUCUUGGGUGGCUUUUCAUUUUUAAAUUAUUUUUAGUUGUCAUAUUAACUUUGAGCAAAUCGCUGACUUUAUUUUAUGCACUGGACCACAUCACUUAAAAUUCAAAAUUAUCUGAAAUAAUGGAUAUUGUAUUGUUGGAUUAUAUUUAGAAUCUAUUGUCAUGUUUUUUUUAGUACUCGAAAUAUUAUAGUUAAAGUAAAUUAAUAGGAAUUGGGCAAAAAUUGCUUGGUGUUAAUAAGUUAGAAUUUAAGUUUUCAACUAAAUGGCAAUUUUGUUGUGUUUUGUUAUGAUGAAGGUUCUCAAAGUUUUCAGUUCUUAUGAUAAUGUUCUCAAUAUUCUCGUAAUUAUCUUUAAUGACAUUUUAUGAUUUCAAGAAGUGAUGUUAUUAUAUUGAAUAUUGAUUUAGAAUUAAAAAAAUAUGUGUUAUAGAUUUAAGAAUUUAAUAAUAAUAGUUUAAAAUAUAUCUAAAACAGUUGAAUAUAUUGGGAGAAUUAUCCAAUAUAAUGAAGUUUUUAUUUUCUUCUGUUGUUGCUUAAUGUGUAUAUUUCAUCAACAUGAUCUUAUAUUAUAUCCAUAUCAGGAUUAACUCACAUUAAGUGAUUUAGCUUGUAUGGCUAUCAAGAAAUAAAUUUUUUUCCUAAUUUAUAUAAAACAUGAAAUAUAUUAUCUUGAAGUGAAAUAUUAUUUUUGUUGAGGAAAUUACACAAUUGCCAACUAUGAAAGCUGAGCAAUGAGCUAUUUGAUCUCAAUGACUAUUAUUUUUCAUUUCAACAUUUGAUUGCACACUGAAAAAAAAACAAUAAAACAAUAACUGCUGAGUAAAAAUAGAUUCAUAAAAUACAUUUGCGGAAGAUAUAUAUCUUCUGUAAUAAUUGAGAAUUUUUCUCAUGCUCUAUUCAAAUUGACGUUUGAAUAUUUGUCUAAUCAUUAAACUUUUUAUACAAUGACAAUAAUUAUUACUCUUGAGGGUUUUUUCAUCGCUACUCAGAUUUAAAAUUGAUGUGAUGAUUAUUUCAUUGAAAUUGAUGAUGAUCAUUUCAUCGACUUACCCUUACACUUUCCAUAGAGCUACGAUUAAUAAAAUACACCGGUUGAUUGAUAUUUUCAGAUCCUAUAAUUUACAUAUCUCAACGUUAUAAACAUUGAUAAUUUCUCGUAUUUUCCCUCCAUUUUUAGAAAUCAUCUACGAACACUUCUACCAAGUGUGUUUCAAAAAUUAAAAUAGUAUAAUUACGUUAUUCUCAAAAAUCAGAAUUACACACCUUUAUUCUAGAAAAGAAAUCCUUGAGGCCAUAAACAUUCAAAUCAUUGACAACUCGUACCAACCCUCAUUAGUCACUGACAUUUUCUUAUAAAUAUGGCGCUUAUAAUGAGUUUUUUAUUUCUCAUUUAGGCCUAUUGUAAACUCUUGGGAUCCUCUUGAAACUAAAGUUCCUUAUAAAAUAAUUUCUGGUUUCUCCAGAAUAGCACAAAAUUACCAUUGGUUAUCAAUAUUAUUAAUGUUAGACAUUUUUUCUAUUCUAGGCGACAGUGCCUUUCUCGUAAAUCGAAAUCAGCUAGAAAAAUGAAUAUUUGCUGAGAAUGUGUAUCAACACAUAACGUUGAUGAGUUAUUUAUUGAUUCCCGCAGCAUCACUGGGAAAUCUGCAAUUUGUAAAGAGGUCUGUGUUUUUGAAUUGAAGAAUCAAUUUUCUAUAAUAAAUUUUAUAGAAAAGCUUUACCAAUUUUUGUGAUAUAUUGAAUAGUGUUUACAAAUUAACUCAAAUAUUAUAUUACCUAUUUGUCCCUGAGGUGAUGGUGUUGAGCUUUAUAGUGGUCCCUGAAUUAAUCAACAAUUGCCUACAUAAUUGUGUUUUCUAAUAGCUUCAAUAAUCAGUAUUUGAAAUAGUUCAACUGAUUUCUCCUCACACUUGAUAAAUUCUGGGAACUUGUCUGCUUAAUGGGAACAUGUAAGAUGUAAUAAUACUGUAUUGGGUCUCUAUUUAGUUCAACGGGUUUCGACCUAUUUAAAUAUAUUUUGUAAAAUGUAAAAAGUAUUCCUUUCAAUAUGGUACCAUUAUAAAAAAAUAUGUAUUGCUCUGUCCAUUUUCUUCAGUUAAGAAUAGUCAUAUAAUUAAUCGUUUUUAUAUUCAAAGACAUGAAUAUGAAAUUUAUGUAAAAAAUAUCACACACUAUUGUUUUUAGAAAUGUAUAUUUGUAUUGUUACGCUAUAUAAAUCAAAUGAAUUUA
Nilaparvata lugens (brown planthopper) is the source of this 5826-nucleotide messenger RNA. Its product is annotated as FYVE, RhoGEF and PH domain-containing protein 6. Gene Ontology annotation, molecular function: guanyl-nucleotide exchange factor activity; metal ion binding. Gene Ontology annotation, cellular component: cytoplasm. The transcript has 14 exons. The record is from RefSeq and is a predicted model, not a curated record. Lineage: Eukaryota; Metazoa; Arthropoda; Insecta; Hemiptera; Delphacidae. Bases 286 to 3396 code for a protein of 1036 amino acids.